Cynara cardunculus var. scolymus (artichoke) is the source of this 1896-nucleotide messenger RNA. Its product is annotated as DNA repair protein recA homolog 3, mitochondrial. Gene Ontology annotation, biological process: DNA repair. Gene Ontology annotation, molecular function: single-stranded DNA binding; ATP binding; ATP-dependent DNA damage sensor activity. The transcript is spliced from 8 exons. NCBI's taxonomy places the organism in Eukaryota, Viridiplantae, Streptophyta, Magnoliopsida, Asterales, Asteraceae. Bases 181 to 1416 code for a protein of 411 amino acids. The record is from RefSeq and is a predicted model, not a curated record.
GAUCCUUAAACCCUAAAAUCAAACCAGUCAAUCUCCCUCUCAAAAGAGUGAAAGAAGGGGACUUGGUUAAGGUUUAUGCACACCCUCAACAAGCCCUAAAAUCCGUCUACUUGUGUCCGUGUAUAAAGGAAUCUUUUUUUAAUCUUUGAUAUAUUCGAAGACACUAGCAGUAUACGAAGAAUGGCGAGGUUGCUUCGAAACGUAUCGAUUCUCAAACGUUCCGUAUGUUAUUUUGAGACUCCCAAGAGAUGUUUACUGGGAUCGUCAUCUCAGAUAAGCAGCUUCUCUACUAAAGGUAAAAAGAAAUCAAGGUCUGAUGGAAGUGAUUCAGGUGAAGAGAACAUGUCUAAAAAAGAUAUAGCCUUAAAGCAAGCAAUUGAUCAAAUCAAUACUUCCCAUGGAAAGGGAUCUAUCAUGUUUCUUGGUCAAUGUGCUUCUCCCAGACAAGUCCCAGUGGUGUCUACAGGAUCUUUUGCAUUAGAUAUAGCAUUGGGAGUUGGUGGCUUUCCGAAGGGACGCGUAGUUGAGAUAUACGGCCCAGAGGCCUCUGGAAAGACAACUCUUGCUCUGCAUGUAAUUGCUGAAGCGCAGAAGCAAGGAGGUUAUUGUGUAUUUGUUGACGCCGAGCAUGCUCUUGAUCCAUCAUUAGCUGAGGCUAUUGGUGUGAACACAAAGGAUUUGCUUUUGUCACAGCCAGAUAGUGGUGAACAAGCUCUGAGUCUUGUAGAUACCAUUAUCAGGAGCGGUUCAGUUGAUGUUGUUGUUGUGGACAGUGUUGCUGCCCUUGUUCCUAAAAGUGAACUUGAUGGUGAAAUGGGUGAUGCACAUAUGGCAAUGCAAGCUAGGCUUAUGAGCCAGGCACUUCGUAAAUUGAGCCAUUCACUAUCUUUGUCACAGACUAUUUUGAUCUUCAUUAAUCAGGUAAGGUCAAAGUUACAGACUUUUGGGUUUGGUGCACCCUCUGAAGUGACUUGUGGUGGAAACGCUUUGAAGUUUUACGCUUCAAUUCGCCUAAAUAUUAGGAGAAUAGGACUGGUCAAGAAGGGAGAAGAGACACUAGGAAGUCAAAUUCUUGUGAAGAUUAUGAAGAACAAGCUUGCUCCGCCUUAUAGAACGGCCCAAUUUGAGCUCGAGUUUGGCAAGGGGAUAUGUCGUGAAUCAGAGCUCAUAGAGUUGGGUCUCAAGCACAAAUUUAUUAUGAAAGCAGGUGCAUAUUAUAGCAUGGGCGACAUGAAGUUUUGUGGCAAAGAUGCUUUCAAACGAUACUUGGCUGAGAAUUUAACUAUACGCGAUGAGCUAGAGACCAAACUUAGAGAAAAGCUUAUCGAGGGACCAAAAAUGGAAAAAGAUGCAGAAACAACAGAUGCUGAAGAUAUCGUUUCAACCGAUGAAGAGGUCACAGCAGUGGAGGCAUGAAGGAAAAUGACGCAUUUGACCGUCUGUUGAUCCUUGUUUUCCUGAGAUUUUCUGGUCUAAGUGUGGUCAAACGCAGCAUUUGUCGAUGUUUUAGAUGGUACAACUUUUCCGGCAAAGGGGAGAUGCUUUGAACGGUGGCUUUGAUUCUUGCGGACCCGAGCGACCAAUACGGCUUGUAAGUAUCGAAUUUUUGUUAUAUGUAAUAUAUUGAAGUUUUGAAAGAAAACAGUUUCUGAUCAUCUCUGUCUCAAAUUUACCGUUCUCUCCCACACGAUUUUCACACGUAUGGAGUCUUCAUGCGUAAACAUUUGUUGUACUUUUGGGGGUAGAUGUUAGGUCUGAGUAAAUCUUUACCCCAUAACCCCACCACGGGUGCGAUUUCAGUGAACCAUCAGACCAUUUGGCGUAAUUGGAUUUACAAGGGGUUGUUAAUUAAGCUAUACUACGAGUUAGGAGGUGUGGAGUGCACACUUGUAUAAG